Messenger RNA from Candoia aspera, 1320 nucleotides. RefSeq names its product TNF receptor-associated factor 1-like. The transcript is spliced from 5 exons. NCBI's taxonomy places the organism in Eukaryota, Metazoa, Chordata, Lepidosauria, Squamata, Candoiidae. The coding region runs from base 100 to 924 and encodes 274 amino acids. Gene Ontology annotation, molecular function: protein binding. The record is from RefSeq and is a predicted model, not a curated record.
UAACUGACCCCAUUUCUUUUGCCUCCCAGCUGCAGAGAAGCAUCCUCCUCUGAAUGUCUGAAAGAGAAGGAAAUUGAGCCACUCAUCCAUUUUGACAAGAUGCCUGGUGGACAAGUGGAAGGAAUCAUGGCACCGCAGCAUCCACUCCUCCUUGACCCCCUGCACCCGUUUGUGGGUCUGGACUUCCCACUGGACCAGCUCUUGGAGCUGCUAAGGCCUGACCUCCCAAUCAGGCAGCAGGUGGCUGAGCUGGAAACCCGCCAGAAGACCUUGGAGAACAUUGUCUCAGUCCUGAGCCGGGAGCUGGGCAGAAAAGAAGAGGCCCCUGGAGUGAGGCUUGGAGAAGCCCUGGCUAGGAUCCUCUAUCUGGAGGAGAAAAUAGAACAACAAGACUCACUCUUGGCUCUGAAAGAUGUGAUGAUCAGCAGCUUGGUGUCCCGGAUCCAGGCCCUGGAGCAAACCAGCUACGAUGGGUGUUUCCUCUGGAAGGUCCCCAAGGUGGGGCUUCGAAUGCAGGAAGCGCAAACUGGCAAACGGCCUGCCCUUUAUUCCCCCCCAUUUUAUACCGCCCGUUACGGUUACAAGCUCUGCCUGAAGCUCUUCCUGAAUGGAGAUGGGACUGGAUCCGGCACUCAUGUUUCACUCUUCCUGGUUGUGAUGAAAGGGGAAUACGAUUUCCAGCUGAAAUGGCCUUUCCGACAUAAGGUCACCUUCACCUUGUUGGAUCAAGUCAACAAUCGUCACAUUUCUACCUCCUUCCGUUCCUUGGAAUCCUCAUCUUCAUUCCAGCGUCCCAUCAAUGAAACCAACGUGGCCAGUGGCCUCCCCGAGUUCUACCCAUUGAACUUACUCCACGACCCAGGGACUGGCUACAUCUAUAAUGAUACAUUAGCCAUUCAAGCUGUGAUUGACACAAAGGCGUAGACUAAAUGGGCAACCUUCAUCUCAAAUGUGGAGAUUGAACCACCAACCACCGUUGUUCUGACAAGAUAGAAGCCACCAGACUACGUUGUUGCAUUUUCCCCAGUCUCUACUCAAUACAGCUACAACUGAGGAAACUCUGUGGGACUUACUCAGCCCCUUCCCCUCACCUCCACAACAGCCCAGAGGCUGAAGGACUCCCUACAGUCUAUGCUCCUAAUGCAAGUUUGAAUCCAUUAAUUUAUUCUAAGAUCUGCAUACCACAAGGGGGUUGGUCUGCAGAAUCCAAAACAUUCUGUCAAGUAUGAAAAGGAGAUACGAACCUAGGUUUUCUGCUGCAGUCCUGUUUCUCGUGUUUUAAGAGAUAAAACCAUUCUCUCCUCACAUCCUUGCCAGAAG